AUGUCACAAACAGAAAGGCUAGUGCAUUUGAUGCUAGUAAGUGUUCUGCUGGUCAAUAAUGUUUACUGCCUUCCUCCUAUAAAGAGUCCAUUUAACGAAUCCUUAGAUACGGCAAUGUUCCCGAAUGAGAGGAUAUCGCUCGACGACUGUCAUCUACGUUACUACAGAUAUGGUGAUGGUGGCGAAGCAGCCCCAGCUUUUGCCAGCCCAGUUUACUUGAAAGAAUUUGCCCAUAUGGCAGCCAUCGGAUGGACACUACCGAACGAUACCAUCAGCUGGAAAUGUGGAGGAUCACUAAUUUGGGAGAACUAUGUGCUGACGGCGGCUCACUGUACGCUUGAUAAUGGACAACCACCGGAUGUGGCUCGUUUCGGAGACAUUAACAUCUUCAGUGAUGAGGAUGACCAAUUCGCCCAACAGCUGAAGAUCGUUCAAGUGAUCAGGCAUCCCGACUACAAGUUUUCUCUCUCUUACAACGACAUUGCACUUUUGAGGUUGGAGAAAAAUGUGAGAUUACACGAAACAGUUUCGCCAGCAUGCCUUUGGAUUGACAGUGAAGUUCGCUUUAGUGCACUGGAAGCUACUGGAUGGGGAGACACCGGUUAUGCACAAGAUCGAACCCCAUCGCUACUGAAAGUAACCCUAAAACCAACAACAAAUAAGAAAUGCAGUGAAUUUUAUGACAGCAGUAUUCGCAUUCUGCGGGAUGGCCUCAAGGAAACUCAACUAUGCGCCGGAGAUGAACUUAUGGAUACCUGUCCAGGUGACUCCGGAGGGCCUCUGCAGAUAAAAUUGCUUCACAACGGGAAAGUGUCUCCAUUUCUCGUCGGUGUAACUUCGUUCGGUACAGCCUGCGGAACGGCAACCCCCGGAGUCUAUACGAAAGUUUCAUCGUACUACCAAUGGAUUCUGCAAACGAUGCAGAGCCAGGAGAGCGAUGUGUUCGACUGGAGCCUAGAACCUAUCAGUUGUGCGCUUCGAUACGCCCAUUUAAGGGAGUACGAAGAAGACGCAAUUAUCGGAGAAUACAAUGGCGUUCAUACCGUUAUCGCCACACAAGCACAUGUGCGCAAAGCUGGAAACGAUUUACAGCAUAAGAUUACCGUAGCAUGGAAGGAUGGACGCAGAGAAAAUUGCAGUGCCACACUAAUCGCCGAUGACACUGCACUCACCCUAGCGGAAUGUACAUCACACGAUGGCAUUGCUCCUUCACACGUGAUUGUCGACCCGUAUGGAGAAAAUUUCGACAUUGCAAUGAUCAUUGUGCACCCGGAAUACAGGAAAAAAUCCCUAUACAAUAAUAUUGCGGUACUUAAACUGAAAGAUCGAGUGCAAUUUUCCAGACAAGUGACUCCGGCUUGCAUAUGGAAUUCACGAGAAAUUCCCAACCCACAGGUGGAAGUGGCGAGUAUCGGUCGUAAAGAUAUUAACGAGUUUUACUUUUCCAGAACAAAAUUUGAAGCAUUUGAGCCAACGGAACAAACGCUCCUACCUAGAUUAAGUGUAAAUACCCCUCAAAAUUGCACAAUUCCUGAAGAGUUCCUCUCGCGUCUUACACGAGGAUUGGCACCGGAGCAUCUCUGCGUUGGAUAUCGGUUAUUUUUGGUUCCCGGAUCAUGCAGAUUACUCUACGGUGCUCCUAUUCAGCGGCAAAUCUAUAGGAAUAGUCGAUUCUUUACCUACGCGUAUGGUUUAAAUGCUUUCGGCAGAGAUUGCGGUUUUGGUGAGGCAGCCGUUGCAACCAGAUUAUCUAGCCACGUGGAUUGGCUGAGAACGGUUCUGCUCCCCAACACUUAUGAUAGACAAUCCGCAGUGCAGUUCAUUAACCCAGAAUGGAAGGAAGACGAGGACUGUGAUUUCGACUAUGACGAUGAACUGCCGGGAAUUUGCACCCAUUAUACGAAAUGUUCGAAAGUAUGGAACGAUUUUAAAGCCAACCGACGAGUAGGGUUUUGUUCGACUGCACAAGUAAUUUGUUGCCCUCGAAAGUUUGUGGAAAAUAAAUUUUCCCAAGAAAGGGAAGACGAAUUAGACACGUGUCGAACAGAUUACCAACAAUUUCAUCCUAAAAUGUAUAGUCUUUACUCAGCCAAAGGGUUUGCACAUACGGUAAGUUUGAUUUGUGAUUCGCAAACUGUACGGUGUCUAGCGUCGCUAAUCACAAAACGGACUGCCGUUACUUCAGCUAGUUGUGCACUUUUGAUGCCGAACCCACCAACUUUGGCUAUUUUAGCAAACAAUGAUUCCGUCGCUAUAGAGCAAGUCGUCGCGCAUCCAGAUUAUAACAAUAAUGAUAAAUCAAAUGAUAUUGCGCUUAUCAAAUUGAUCGAUGAAAUAACACCAACUGCAUCAGUAUUUCCAGCAUGUGUAUGGACCAACCUUAGCCACACUCCGCUGUAUCUGAGAUUAAUAGUAGCAGGGAACAUCAAGGAGCUUUUCAAACAAGUCACGCCUAUGUACAACACCGAUUGUCAGCGUGAUUACAAAAGCCGACUAACAACUGAUCAACUAUGUGUCCAGGAUAUCCUUCUGAGGGCCAACAAUACUUGCUACAAUGAGGGCGAUCAGUUAGUUUGGACUAGCGUUGAUGAUCCUGCGAUUGUAAACUCUCCCGUAGCGCCUCACGUAGUAGGUUUCUACAGCUACGGCGAAUUGUGUGAGCAGGCUAAUCCGGCUGUCUUCACUAGGAUCGCGUCGUACGUCGAUUGGAUAAGGGAAAAUAUAUAA
Molecule: messenger RNA, 2727 nt
Organism: Sabethes cyaneus
Lineage: Eukaryota; Metazoa; Arthropoda; Insecta; Diptera; Culicidae
Exons: 13
Coding region: 1-2727 (908 amino acids)
Biological process (GO): proteolysis
Molecular function (GO): serine-type endopeptidase activity
Source: RefSeq, a predicted model, not a curated record